AUGUUGGCUGGUAAAUGGACAAAGCUUGCCUCCCUGGUAGCUCUGCUGCCAACAGUGUCGUUCGCUUUUCCGAGCUCGCGCGACUUUGACCUCGAGUCUUCCUCGCUGUUCACCCGCGACUACAUUCCGCCUGACGUCGACCGCAGCUCGCCAUACCCCUUCUCGCCGACCCGCAAGCCAGACUCGUCGCGUUGGCCAAAGGGACUGCACUUUGCGGUCGACUACUAUCCCGCGCAAUGGCCCGAGUUCCUCUGGGCGGACGACGCUGCCAGGAUGGCCAACGCCACCCUGUCGUAUGCACGAAUUAGCGAGUUCGACUGGGCCAUCCUUGAGCCGACGGACGGCACCUACGACUGGUCAACUCUCGACCAGUCCAUCGAUGCGCUCUACAAGCAGGGUGUCAAGGUGAUCCUCGGCACUCCUACCGCCACACCUCCCAUCUGGGCGGUGAAGAACUACGACAUCCUCGGCGCAGACGCUCAGGGUCGUCAGCGUAAGUUCGGCUCUCGACGCCACUACUCGACCUCCUCCCCGGACUACCGCAUGCUGUCCAAGCGCUUCGUCACCGCCAUGGCGCAGCGAUACGGCCGCCACGAGGCGGUCGCAGCUUGGCAGAUCGACAACGAGCUCGGCUGCCACAGCACCGUCCGAACCUACGACAACAACGCCCGCACUCGCUACCAGCAGUGGCUCGCCGAUAAGUACAACAACAACAUCACACAAUACAACCAGGCGGAAGGUCGAGUCUUCUGGUCUUCGACCUACCAGUCGUUCGACCAGAUCGACGUACCCAUGCUCGAAGUGACCGAGAGCAGCCCUGCCGGUCGUCUCGACUUCUACCACUUUUCGUCCGAUAUGACGAUCGAAUAUGCCAAAGACCAGGUGGACAUCAUCCGCAGUCACUCGGACAAGGCGAUCACGACCAACUUCAUGGGCGCCUUUCUCGACUUUGAUCACUUCAAAUUGGCUCGUGAGACCGGACUGGAUCUUGCCACAUGGGACUCAUACCCGUUGGGCAACACCGAGCAGUUUGCGUGGAUCUCGGAUUCGGACAAGAUCAAGUACGGUCGAACGGGCACCCCUGAUUUCCAGGCGCUUCAUCACGAUCUCUACCGAGGUGUCGCCGGUGCAGCGUACAACAAGACCGCGGGUCCAUUCGGGAUCAUGGAACAGCAACCUGGACCGGUGAAUUGGGCACCGUACAACCCGUCGCCUAAACUAGGAAUGGUCCGUCUCUGGCAGCACGAGACCUUCGCACAUGGCGGAAGCAUGAACAACAUCUUCCGCUGGCGCGAGGUGCCGUAUGCGCAGGAACAGAUGCAUGCUGCCAUGCUGCGUCGCGACAAUGUGCCCGAUCAUGCGUAUAUCGAGCAGCAGCAGGUGGUGAAGGAAGACUUGCCCAAGAUGGCGAGUUUGUUCGGGGGAAACACCACCAAGCGGUGCGUCGCGGACAACGCCCCUGUGCAGACACAGACAGAGGGGCAGGCGCAGGUGGCGCUCGUGUUCGAUUAUGCGGUGCAGUGGUUGAUGGAGGCCGAACCGCAGUCGGGGACGUGGACGACGGAUAUGGAAGGUUUCGAGGACCCCAGCAUGCAGUACUUCCCGCUCGUCUUCAACUGGUACUCUGCACUGCGUCGAUUGGGUCUCAACAUCGAUGUCGUUGGCCCAUCGACCUCGUUGGAGGGAUACAAAAUGGUGGUUGUACCCAGCAUGCCUAUUCUCAGCGACGAGUUCGUUCACACAUGGUCGAACUUCAAAGGUCUCACAGUCUUCGGUCCACGUUCAGCAUCCAAAGUGGCGGCCCUGGCCAUCCCCGAUGGUCUCCCACCUAGCAACGGUCCCGUUCGCGACGUUCUUCCCAUGAAAGUCACCCGCGUCGAGACGAUCAAAGACGGCUUUGGCGAUCAGAUCUCUUACGCUGGUCAACAGUACAACGUCUCUGGCUGGGUCGAGUGGAUCGAAUGCUCGCGCGACAACAAGACGUCCUCCAUCUCGCUCGACGACUCGGCCACCUACUAUGGCUAUCGAAACGGCACCGCUGCGACCUGCGGCAAUGUGGAUGGCGACAAGCAGACGCACUACGUGUCGGCGUAUACGCCCGUCGAGUUCCUCGUGUCGUACCUCGGCGAUCUGGCGGGUAAGGCGAACGUGACGAACGUGCUCGGACAGACGCCCAGUGGAAGCAAGACGGAUCUGGGAACGGAUUUGAGGUUCAGAAGGAACGGGAAUGCGUUGUGGGCAUUUAACUAUGGACCGGAUGAGAUUGAGCUUCCUGCCGCUCCGCAGGGGGCGACGCUGCUUGUUGGUGGGGAGGACGGAAAGAUCGGCGCGACUGGUGUGGCCGUUUGGAGCCUCGCGUGA
This is a messenger RNA of Kalmanozyma brasiliensis GHG001, 2361 nucleotides long. Its product is annotated as Glycoside hydrolase, family 42, N-terminal. Gene Ontology annotation, biological process: carbohydrate metabolic process. The record is from RefSeq and is a predicted model, not a curated record. The transcript has a single exon. The coding region runs from base 1 to 2361 and encodes 786 amino acids. Gene Ontology annotation, cellular component: beta-galactosidase complex. NCBI's taxonomy places the organism in Eukaryota, Fungi, Basidiomycota, Ustilaginomycetes, Ustilaginales. Gene Ontology annotation, molecular function: beta-galactosidase activity.